This is a messenger RNA of Lotus japonicus, 1802 nucleotides long. RefSeq lists its product as uncharacterized. Lineage: Eukaryota; Viridiplantae; Streptophyta; Magnoliopsida; Fabales; Fabaceae. Bases 592 to 1485 code for a protein of 297 amino acids. The record is from RefSeq and is a predicted model, not a curated record. The transcript has a single exon.
GUCAUCUGUUAAAAAUGAUGAAGACACAAGUUCGAACCUAAAAAAUGUCAUCGGUUAGAAGUAACAUCUACAAUUUUCUAAAUGAAUUUAAAUCCAUCAAAACGCCUAAAAAAUUAAAAAGAAAGAUAGGGACAGCAAGAUGACUCUGUAUAAAACAAAUACCAGCCUCAGCAGCUAAUACAUACAUACCCACUUGCCAUGCUUCAUGCUCAUUCCCAUCCUCUCUACUCUAGGCUUUAUCCAUUGCUUCACUUUUCUUGGUACCCCAUGUGCUAAAAGCAACUUCUCUUUUCCAAUAAUCUUCCCUUUAUGUAAAUUCCCUGCAAUUUUCAAAUCAGACAUUUUGGUUUUUACUUAGUAGCCUCAUCAAUCCAUAAAAUUGACACUUUGAGUAAAUUUCACUCUUUUUCUGUCUCUCCUUAACAAGAAACAAAUGGUUCUUUGUGGUGUUCAACUGGAAUUAGCUGAUGUGUAUAAUAAGUCCUUUCUAUUUAUAUGAUCAUUCAAGUCACCUUCUUUCAGCAGAUAAAUAGAUAAAGAUCAAAGAUUCUAGAAAAAACUUCAGAAAAUCUGCUGCUGCUGCUGUCUGUCAUGAAGGAGUUUCCAUCUUGUUUUGGAGAAAAUGGUGUUCAGGUUGUGGAUUCAUCUUCUUCAAGUACCACAAGAGGAGCUCAAAAUGUGGUUACUUGUAUCUAUCAGUGUAAAUUACAAGGUCGUUCAUGCUUGAUCACAGUCUCUUGGACCAAAUAUCUGAUGGGUCAAGGGUUAAGUGUGGGAAUAGAUGAGUUGGGAAAUCAUUGCCUCUGCAAGGUUGACAUAAAGCCAUGGUUGUUCCAAAGAAGAAAAGGGUCUAAGAAUUUGGGAGUUGAAUAUGGUAAAAUUGAUAUACUUUGGGAUUUGAGUUCUGCUAAAUUUGGUUCUGGGCCAGAACCAUUGGAGGGAUUUUAUGUAGCAGUUUUGUUCAACAAAGAGAUGGUGUUACUCCUAGGUGAUCUGAAAAAGGAGGCAUGCAAGAAGAUUGAGCAUCACAGGGUUAAUGCUCACUUUGAUCAUGCUAUUUUUCUUGCAAAGAGAGAACACAUUUUUGGUAAGAAAUUUUACAGUGCAAAGGCUCAAUUUUGUGACAAGGGUCAAGUGCAUGAUGUGAGAAUUGAGUGUGACACUCUUAAUGAUCCUUGUCUUGUGAUUCGAAUUGAUAGCAGGACAGUGAUGCAGGUGAAGCAACUCAAUUGGAAGUUCAGGGGGAAUCACACCAUUUUGGUGGAUGGAAUUCCAGUGGAAGUGUUUUGGGAUAUUCAUAAUUGGCUCUUUGGAAAUACUAUAGGAAAUGCAGUUUUCAUGUUCCAAACCUGCAUUUCAACUGAGAAGGGCCAAUCUGCUUCUGAUCCUUCUGUUCUGAAAUGGGCUUAUUCUCAUGAGUUCAGGGAUUCCCAGUUGCAAGGUCUUGGAUUCUCUCUCAUUUUGUAUGCUUGGAAAAAUGAAUAGUCAGUGGAAGAGUUUUAAUCUUAUUCUUGAGUACUAAUGUGUUAUUUCCAGCCACAGUUUUCAACAAUCAUGUGAUCAGAUAUUUAGAUUACAUGAAACUGCUAAAUCCAUCCCUGCCCUUCUAUAUUAUUUCUUGUUCUCUUUUUCCUUGUAUAUACCAGCUCUUUAGUUGGAAAAAUAGUGAAUCAAAUUCACGACUCAGCUUGCAACCUGCCGUUGUUCUGAUCCAGUUUGCAUCGUACAUCCUUCUUCCCCAACAUCAUUUCCCUUCUAUUAGCACUUCUGUAAUCUCUUUUAGCAGUUACUAAAUUUCAGAA